AUGGGAAAAAUACCUGGAACAACCAAGUUCCGUGCAAAGCCUGAAACACCUCCUAAAUUACUCUUCUGUGAUAUCUGUAAUUAUGAAACAUUGUGUCGAAACUCUUAUAAAGUACAUGAAAGGUCACAAUAUCACGUCCAAACUAUAGAAGAACGUAUGUCCAAAAAACGACGUGCUCAGGAUAAAAAGCGCACCAAAGAAAUAAAACAAUUGAAUACUACUGAGGCACGAUCUACUUUCAUAAAAAUCGAACCUCAAAGUCCAGAUAUAAAAUUUUUUGACAGUCCAAUCCAAUUUGAACAUACGAAAGAUGACAAAUUUAUACAACAAUCAAGCCAGUCUUAA
This is a messenger RNA of Mucor mucedo, 345 nucleotides long. RefSeq lists its product as uncharacterized. Bases 1 to 345 code for a protein of 114 amino acids. The record is from RefSeq and is a predicted model, not a curated record. The transcript has 3 exons. NCBI's taxonomy places the organism in Eukaryota, Fungi, Mucoromycota, Mucoromycetes, Mucorales, Mucoraceae.